This is a messenger RNA of Capsella rubella, 1695 nucleotides long. Its product is annotated as UNC93-like protein 1. NCBI's taxonomy places the organism in Eukaryota, Viridiplantae, Streptophyta, Magnoliopsida, Brassicales, Brassicaceae. The coding region runs from base 190 to 1575 and encodes 461 amino acids. The record is from RefSeq and is a predicted model, not a curated record. The transcript has a single exon.
UCUUAAUUAGUAAUGUUUUUUUUUUUUUUAAGUAAUCAUUCUUCUUCUUCCCAUGAAUAUGUGGCCGCUACUAUAGGAAGAAUCGUAACAGAAGCAACAUCACAAUCAAAGACCGGUGCUCUGUUGUCUUUACCAGAAGAAUAAGAAAAUUCUCAUCUUUCACCCUUUUAUUUUUUUUUGUUCCCGAUCAUGAAUGUGAGAGACGAGGAAAAAACUCCGGCGGAGACUCACGGCGGAGGAGAGGAGAACAAACCACCGGAGAAUAAAAGAUGGCGACUUAAUUCUCCUCUAGCUCAAGUGAGCUUAAUGGGAUUCGUCUGUUUCUGCUGUCCAGGAAUGUUCAACGCUCUCUCCGGUAUGGGAGGCGGUGGUCAAGUAGAUCCAACCGCCGCUAACAACGCUAACACCGCCGUUUACACCGCUUUCACAGUUUUCGGCGUUUUAGGCGGCGGGUUUUACAACGUCCUCGGUCCACGGCUCACGUUAGCCGCUGGAUGUUCGACCUACGUGCUCUACGCCGGAUCUUUCCUCUACUACAACCAUCACCACCACCAAGCUUUCGCGAUCGUGGCCGGAGCUUUACUCGGUUGCGGCGCGGGUCUUCUAUGGGCCGGAGAAGGAGCUGUGAUGACGUCGUACCCUCCGCCCCAUCGGAAAGGCACUUACAUCGCUUUGUUCUGGAGCAUCUUCAAUCUCGGCGGCGUCAUCGGCGGAUUAAUCCCGUUUAUCCUAAAUUACAACCGUAGCUCCGCCGCAUCGGUCAACGACUCGACGUACAUAGCGUUCAUGUGUUUCAUGUUCGCCGGCGUUCUUCUCUCGUUCGGGAUCCUCCCGGCAACAUCUGUCAUCCGUAAUGACGGAUCUAAAUGCUCUGCCGUGAAAUACUCCCGCCCAUCGAUCGAAGCAGCCGCCGUCCUCCGGCUAUUCCUCGAUCGGAAAAUGCUCCUCAUCGUCCCUGCGGCUUGGGCUAGUAACUUCUUCUACAGCUAUCAGUUCAACAAUGUGAAUGGACUUCUCUUUAACCUAAGAACCAGAGGAUUCAACAACGUCUUCUAUUGGGGAGCUCAAAUGGUUGGUUCCAUCGCGAUAGGUUACGUGAUGGACUUCAGCUUUAAAAGCCGGAGAGCUCGAGGAUUCGCCGGAAUAUCAGUAGUGGCGGUGGUGGGGACAGCGAUAUGGGGCGGAGGGUUAGCGAAUCAGCACGGUUACUCGUUGGACAAUCUACCGGAGAAGAAACUCGAUUUCAAAGAUUCAGGGGUAGAAUUUGCGGGACCGUUCGUGCUGUAUAUGAGCUAUGGAUUGUUAGAUGCCAUGUAUCAGAGUAUGGUGUAUUGGUUGAUAGGAGCAUUGGCUGAUGAUUCACAGACUUUGAGUAGAUAUAGUGGAUUCUACAAAGGAGUGCAGAGCGCAGGAGCUGCAGUGGCUUGGCAAGUGGAUACUCGUAAGGUUCCCUUAAUGUCACAGCUUAUUGUUAAUUGGUCACUCACUAGUGUAAGUUAUCCUCUACUGGUUCUUCUUGUGUAUUUGUAUGUUAAAGACCAAGAUUAUGAUGAUGAUAGUGGUGAUAAGGUUUAGAGAAUAGUUUAUAGAAGAACAUUGUGUCAACUUUAUGUUUUCUUUUUUGAUAUGAAGCUACAAAACAAACAAGAUUUGAGGCUUUGAAAUGUCAAUAUGCCUUUAUGCAUUUUAUGGUAA